AUUCUACAUUUUACCGGAUACCGCUCUUCUAAACUGGUGAUAUUCACUUCUUAGAUAACUGGGAAUUAUUUGUCUCACAAUUUCUCUGUCAUUUCUAAGUUUAAAUAGAACUUUACUUUAAAUAAAAAUGGGUGACCGCAAAUUCUUUAUUGGUGGCAAUUGGAAAAUGAACGGAAACAAGAAGGCAAUUGAUGAUAUUAUUGCAUUUUUGAAUGAAGGUGCAGCAGUUGACCAUACAGAGGUCGUUGUGGCGCCACCUGCAGUCUAUUUGGAUUACGUUCGCAGUCGUUUGAAUGCCAAAAUUGGAGUCUCCGCUCAAAAUUGCUACAAAGUAGCAAGUGGAGCUUUCACUGGCGAUAUUAGCCCUGCUAUGAUAAAAGACAACAAUUGUUCAUGGGUAAUUCUUGGACAUUCAGAAAGACGCCACGUUUUUGGUGAAUGCGAUAAACUUAUUGGCGAGAAAUGUGCUUUUGCACUUCAAGAAGGUCUGAAAAUCAUACCUUGUAUUGGUGAAAAAUUGGAAGAACGCGAAGCUGGAAAAACCAACGAAGUACUCUUCCGCCAAAUGAAGGCAAUCGCUGAUAACGUUAAGGAUUGGUCCAGCGUUGUCCUUGCUUACGAACCAGUAUGGGCUAUUGGAACUAAUAAAACUGCAUCUCCCGAGCAAGCUCAGGAAGUACACACCGAUCUACGUAAAUGGCUAGCGCAAAAUGUCAACGCCGAAGUUGCUAAGAACCUCAGAAUCCUCUAUGGAGGUUCAGUUAACGCUGGAAAUUGCAAGGAACUUGCCAAGAAACCAGAUAUUGAUGGAUUCUUGGUUGGUGGAGCUUCUUUGAAAAAAGAUUUCAUUACCAUCGUCAACGCUAGACAAUAAGAAUACAAAAUGGAGAAUGUUAUUGUAUUAGCAAAAUAAAAUAUAAAAGGACAAAAGAGAAAAAAAUUGAAGUUAGGUAGAGU
Dimorphilus gyrociliatus is the source of this 957-nucleotide messenger RNA. The record is from the annotation of a GenBank genome assembly. Lineage: Eukaryota; Metazoa; Annelida; Polychaeta; Dinophilidae.